Molecule: messenger RNA, 4408 nt
Organism: Podarcis lilfordi (Lilford's wall lizard)
Lineage: Eukaryota; Metazoa; Chordata; Lepidosauria; Squamata; Lacertidae
Source: the annotation of a GenBank genome assembly
GAAAAAUUCCACCCCACCCCCAUUGAGGAAACCAUUGCAUGAAAAGGCUGAAGUUACUAAGUUCAGCUCUCAAGCAACCUGAAAAUCAUUUGAAGCUGCAUUGUCGAGGUCAAAGCUUGCAUUUUGCCCUCUGUGCUCGUUUCUCAAUGGAAAACAACCAGCUGCAGUCUGUUUACACUUUGGUCCAAGACUACUUGAAACACGUUUGUGAGGAUGCCGAACUGGACGCUGCCCCGAGUCAAGUUGCCCAAGUCUUGGCAAGAGUAGCACCUUCGCUUCAGGAAGAAGUGGAAGAGAAGAUAAAGCCACUUUGGCGCUCCAUCAAGAUCAGUUCUGUCGAGGAGGCCAGUGACAUUUUCAGCCAGGUGAUGGCACAGGAAUUUGCCGACGGGAACACCAACUGGGGACGGAUUUUGACAAUAUUCGUCUUCGCAGGAAUUACCGCAAAGAAGUUGCAACAGCACGGAGUUCCUUUGACAAGAGAAAACAUGCAACCGAUUUGCCACUGUGUCACUGAAUUUAUAAACACCAAAGCUACGUGGAUCAGCGAAAAUGGAGGCUGGGUAAGUUUGCUGCUCAGUUUCCUCAGUUGGGCAUUGUUUAUUUUUAUUUUUUAAAGUAAUUUUUAUUAAAGUUUUGAACAACAAAGAAAUAAAAGAAAAACAUACACAAUACAUAUAACAAAAACACAAAGAACAAAAAGACAAAAGCAAAAUUCAACAAUAAAAAUACAAGAAACAACAAUUUAAAAACAAUAUCUCUGUUUCAUUUCCGUUUUUUAGUUGCUUAUUUUCUGGACUUCCUCAUACCUCCCUCUUUUGUAUUCCAAUCCAAAUUAUUUGUCCAGCAGUUUCUUUUCCACUUUUUAAUCCCAAUCUUUAAUUUAAUAAGAUAUUAAAAUAUAUAGCUUCAACUUCUUUAAACCUAAUCCUUGGUCUUAAUAUCAUAUACCAUUAAAAUUUUCCCUCUUAAUAUCAAAUUUCCAUUUCUUUAAACAUCUUUAAUCUUAAUCUUUAAUCUUAGUCUAUCAUUAACUUUAACCUGUACAGCUGGAAACCUCUUGUUUUCAGUCCAACAUCACUCUAACAUUCCUUAAUUUUACAGUGUUUCUGAAGGUAGUCUUUGAAUUUCUUCCAAUCUUCCUCCAUCAACUCUUCUCCCUGGUCACGGAUUCUACCAGUCAUUUCCGCCAAUUCCAUAUAGUCCAUAAGUUUCAUCUGCCAUUCCUCCAGCGUGGGAAGUUCUUGUGUCUUCCAAUACUUUGCGAUGAGUAUUCUUGCUGCUGUUGUUGCAUACAUAAAGAAAGUUCUAUCCUUUUUUAACACCAUUUGGCCGACUAUGCCCAGGAGAAAGGCCUCUGGUUUCUUAGGGAAGGUAUACUUAAAUACCUUUUUUAAUUCAUUAUAUAUCAUUUCCCAGAAAGCCUUAAUCUUUGGGCACGUCCACCAAAGGUGAAAAAAUGUACCUUCUGUUUCUUUACAUUUCCAACAUUUGUUAUCGGGCAAGUGAUAAAUUUUCGCAAGCUUGACUGGGGUUAUGUACCACCUGUAUAUCAUUUUCAUAAUAUUCUCUCUUCAGGCAUUACAUGCCGUAAAUUUCAUACCUGUGGUCCAUAACUGUUCCCAGUCAGCAAACAUAAUGUUAUGUCCAACAUCCUGUGCCCAUUUAAUCAUAGCAGAUUUCACCGUUUCAUCCUGAGUAUUCCAUUUCAGCAGCAAGUUAUACAUUCUUGACAGAUUCUUAGUAUUGGGUUCUAACAAUUCUGUUUCUAAUUUGGAUCUUUCCACCUGGAAGCCAAUUUUCCUGUCCAAUUUAAAUACCUCCAUUAUCUGAUAAUAAUGAAGCCAGUCUCGCACUUUGUUUUUAGUUUUUCAAAACUCUGCAAUUUCAAUCUAUCUCCGUCUUGUUCCAAAAUUUCCCAAUAUUUCGGCCAUUUGACCUCCAUAUUGACCUUUUUCAAGGCUUUCGCUUCCAUUGGUGACAGCCACCUUGGAGUUUUGUUUUCUAACAAAUCCUUAUAUCUUAACCAAACAUUAAAUAGCGCUUUCCUGACAAUGUGGUUUCUAAAUGCUUUAUGUGCUUUGACCUUAUCAUACCAGUUGGGCAUUGUUUAAAACCUUAAAUGACUUGGGUCCCUAUAGUACUGGAUUAAACCCCACGGAGGCCCCCAGGCAGUCAAAAUCUCACCCACUCCCUCACAUUGAACUAAGAAAGCUGGUUUGUCAUUUUCUUUCAAUAUCAAAUAUUACUUUUCCUCUGUUGUCGUGGGGAUCCUAAAAGGUGCCUACUCAGUUUGCUAAUCUGGCACUGGGACCCAGAUACCUGAAAGACCAUCUCCUCCCCUCUCAGACACUGAGGGUUAAAAUCAGCAGAAGCUCCUGCAGCCAAUCAGAAGCCAUGGAAGCCCUGUUGGAUGUUCUGGUUCCAAGGAACGUUCGCAAACCUGAACACUCACUUCCAGGUUUGCAGCGUUCAGGAGCCAAAACGUCCGAUUUCCAGGGCGUUCGAUAACCAAGGUAUGACUGUAUUGCUUUCUGAGGUGGCACAACAAUAGCCAGGUGCUGGCACUGUAAAUGGUGUUUUGCUACAGUGCUUGUUGUUUUCCUAUAAUACAGGCAAUCCUUGUUUUGCGUGGGGGUUAUGCUCUGGACCCCCACGUGCGUCAGCCGAGUGUGCAUAAGCCUGCUCCAUUUCGCCCUGCUCCACUCCUUUUCAUGACACCAUUAUGAAGUUUGGGGGCUACUUCUGGGUUCAGUGCGUGCGUGCGUGAUUGUGCAUCAUUCGGUUGUUGCUUGAAUUUUAAAUUGAAGAGACAAGCAAUGGAGAUAAGCAGGGCAGAUAAAAGAAAGCAAUUUUUCACCCAAUAUAUACAAUUAGGUAAAGGUAAAGGGACCCCUGACCAUUAGGUCCAGUCAUGGCUGACUCUGGGGUUGUGGCGCUCAUCUCGCUUUAUUGGCCGAGGGAGCUGGCUUACAGCUUCCGGGUCAUGUGGCCAGCAUGACUAAGCCGCUUCUGGCGAACCAGAGCAGCGCACGGAAACGCCGUUUACCUUCCCACCGGAGCGGUACCUAUUUAUCUACUUGCACUUUGAUGUGCUUUUGAACUGCUAGGUUGGGAGGAGCAGGGAUCGAGCAAUGGGAGCUCACCCCGUCGCAAAACAAAAGGGGAGGGCUGUUCUUGUCCUACCGAAGGCAAACUCACUCAGCAGUAUAUUUUUCCCACUGGUGAAAUGAUUUGCACCAGCAGAAGGUCCCUUUCCAGGAGAGUCUAUAAGCAGGUCACUGGUAACUUUCUUGCAAAAUUGAUUGUGCAUUCCGUUGCACAAUGAGUUAGCACAACUAUCGUAUUGUAUUCCUCUGCCCUGCAAUGUUAAAACAUGCCUGUCUACUAGUGCAGGACCCCUUGUGCUAGCAGAGAGAGAAUGGUGGGUGUUAUGUAUUAAGAUUAGUGGCAGUUCUCACUCAGGGCCACCAGUAUGUAAAUGAAGGAUUGAAAACUGUCGUUGAUUGGUUAGCUAGUUGUGAGUUGUUACUGUUUCAAGUUACUUAGUAUUAUAUAAAGCAGCCAGCUAGGUUGCAGUCAGUCUGAUUCCAGGAGCAGUUCUAACUGCUGCAAUAAAGAGCUGUGAAUCCAACAGAGCUGUGGCCUUCAUCAAUCUUUUCCACUAUUCAACAGUGGGUACAGUGGUACCUCAGGUUACAGACGCUUCAGGUUACAGACUCCGUUAACCCAGAAAUAGUACCUCAGGUUAAGAACUUUGCUUCAGGAUGAGAACAGAAAUCAUGGUCCAGUAGUGCAGCAGGAGUGGGAGGCCCCAUUAGCUAAAGUGGUGCUUCAGGUUAAGAACAGUUUCAGGUUAAGAACAGACCUCCGGAACGAAUUAAGUACUUAACCCAAGGUAGCACUGUACUGCAAUAUUCUUGGCUUAGAAAGAAAGAUAAUCUGAGCACCUUCCUUCAAACCAAUUUGCCCUCUUGGUAAGGGGAAGCAAACAGCACUUUGUCAUAAGAAAUUGACCCCUAACGAAAAUGUUAUUCUUCUCCCCUACUGCAGGACAGCUUCCUUGCAAAGUUGGGUGAAGAGAAGAGUCCCUGGCUGGCCUUGCACUACAUCAAGACAAAACUCAUCUCCGCUUUCUCGUUCUUCAGUCAAUAUUACUGACAAACUUGGUUCCUUGGUGACCACCAGAUAUUUAUAUCGCCAUGCCUUCCGGGAAGGAUUCCUGCUAUUAGAAAACCGAGACUGCCUUACUGAGCCAAAGGGAGCACUUCGUCCUUCCCGUUUCCAAACUUAUUUAUCUGUUAUUUAUUUAUGUUUUUGUAUGCCUGUGUUGGAAACAUUGCAUCUGAUACAAUUCAUGGUAAAUCAGAACUGUUAUCGCAUGAUGCACGGACAGCUUCCUUCAGAU